Molecule: messenger RNA, 840 nt
Organism: Haliotis rufescens (red abalone)
Lineage: Eukaryota; Metazoa; Mollusca; Gastropoda; Lepetellida; Haliotidae
Product: guanine nucleotide-binding protein subunit gamma 4-like
Exons: 2
Coding region: 1-840 (279 amino acids)
Source: RefSeq, a predicted model, not a curated record
AUGGUCACGUUGUUCUUCUACUGCUACUGCUACCGUGAUCACUGCAACGACUGCUACUCCUACUGUUUCUGUCGCUACUGCUACUGCUACCGUGAUCACUGCAACGACUGCUCCUCCUAUUGUUUCUGUUUCUGUCGCUACUGCUACUGCUACCGUGAUCACUGCAACGACUGCUACUCCUAUUGUUUCUGUUUCUGUCGCUUCUGCUACUGCUACCGUGAUCACUGCAACGACUGCUACUCCUAUUGUUUCUGUUUCUGUCGCUUCUGCUACUGCCACCGUGAUCACUGCAACGACUGCUACUCCUACUGCUUCUGUUUCUGUCGCUACUGCUACUGCUACCGUGAUCACUGCAACGACUGCUACUCCUACUGUUUCUGUCGCUACUGCUACUGCUACCGUGAUCACUGCAACGACUGCUACUCCUAUUGUUUCUGUUUCUGUCGCUACUGCUACUGCUACCGUGAUCACUGCAACGACUGCUACUCCUACUGCUUCUGUUUCUGUCGCUUCUGCUACUGCUACCGUGAUCACUGCAACGACUGCUACUCCUGUUGUUUCUGUUUCUGUCGCUACUGCUACUGCUACCGUGAUCACUGCAACGACUGCUACUCCUACUGCUUCUGUUUCUGUCGCUACUGCUUCUGCUACCGUGAUCACUGCAACGACUGCUACUCCUAUUGUUUCUGUGUCUGUCAUUACUGCUACUGCUACCGUGAUCACUGCAACGACUGCUACUCCUACUGUUUCUGUCGCUACUGCUACUGCUACCGUGAUCACUGCAACGACUGCUACUCCUAUUGUUUCUGUUUCUGUCGCUACUGCUUCCUGCUACCGUGA